AUGACUAAAACUUACAACAAAGAUGAAAUGAAUGAAGUUAAAAGAGAAUCAAAGAGUUUUGAAGGAGUACAACAAGGAGUAUUACUUGCAUUAUUAAAUUCAAUUGGAUUUUCAUUUGAGUUUAGAAGACCUGAACGAUUUGCUAUUAAGACAGUUCAAUAUUUAGUUAUUAAUAAUGUUUAUUUCAAUGAGAAAAAGUUAGAUUUUGGAAGUGUUAUUGAUGAAUAUUGUGAUAAACAAUAUGCAUCUGAAAUAAAAAAGGAUAUGUCAUCAAACCAAAUUAAAACAAUUAAAAGAAGAAGAGAUUUAAAUAGAGCAGCUUUAACAUUUAAUUGGCUUGUUGGAUAUGCAGAACAAAAUGGAUAUACUGUUCAUAAACGCUCUACAAAAUCAUCUAAAAAAACAUUACAAAUGGAAAAAAUUAAUGAAAUUUCAUUAAAUGGUCAAACUAUUAUAACCCAAACUCAAAUGAAUCAUAUUGGAAAACAAAUGAACCAAUAUAUUGUUUCUCAAUUUGUAAAACAAGAAAAAAGUUCUACGUUACAUGCUUUUCAUCCUUUUAGUAUUAAUUUAUUACAAUUAAAUCAAAAAAAUAAAUUACCUCCUUGCAUUGACCCUCCUCAUCAAUUAUCUAUUAAUCCUAAUCUUUUUUAUAAAAAUUUUAAUCAAUCCACUAAUGAAUUAAUCUCUCCAUCUCAAAAUCAAAAUUCAUUAGGUAUUGAUUUUAUUACAAACUCUUAUUAUAAUCUUUCUUUUGCUCCAGUUUCUCCUCAUUAUUAUUCAUUUGUUUAUUGA
This is a messenger RNA of Entamoeba nuttalli P19, 795 nucleotides long. RefSeq lists its product as hypothetical. Lineage: Eukaryota; Evosea; Mastigamoebida; Endamoebidae. The record is from RefSeq and is a predicted model, not a curated record. The transcript has a single exon. Bases 1 to 795 code for a protein of 264 amino acids.